AUGAAGGUAUCAAACUCCAAAGGAAAAAUAUUAGUUGGAUUGUUAAAAUUUACAUCUCGAAGAAUUAUAACAAGCUUCUUAACUAGACCGAGUUCAACUCCUAGUACUGAAACCAAGACAAUCAUAAAUAUUGAUACUAUACCAACAAUUGCAAAAACAGCUACUAAUGAAACCGUUACGGACUCAUCAACUGCUAAAGAUAAAACAACCCCAAAUAUUCCAACAUCCACAUUUAUAAACGAUACCUCAAUAACCGAAUCUAGUACUGAUACUACAGCAACUACACAAACAAAUAAAAUAACCAUACCUAGUACCGAUACAACCACUAUUUCUCCUACUACGAAUAUCAUCUCAAUCACUAGUAUUACUGAUACAAAGAAACCUACACCUCUUACUGAUACGUUUACAAAUACAGCUACUACAGAAACCGUGGCAGACUUAUCAACUAUUGAAGCUAAAACAACCACCCCAAAUAUUGAAACUACAACAUCCACAUUUAUAAACGAUACCUUAAAAACUGAUACUAGUACCGAUACUACAGCUACUAUAAAAACAAAUAAAAUAAGAAUACAUAGUACCGACACCACCACUAUUUUACCUACUACAAAUAUAAUCACUACUAUUAAUGAUAAAAAGAAACCUACACCUCUUACUGAUUCCUUUACAAAUGCAGCUACUACAGAAACAGUUGCAGAUUCAUCAACUAAUGAAGCUAAAACAACCACGCCAAUUAUUCAAACUAAAACAUCCACAUUUAUAAACGAAACCUUAAAACCCGAAACUAGUGCAGAUACUACAGCCACUAUACCUACAAACAAAAUAAUAAUACCUAGUACAGACACCACCACUAUUUCAUUUACUACCAAUAUAAUCACUACUAUUACUGAUACAAAGAAACCUAAACCUCCUACUGAUACCUAUACAAAUACAGCUAUUACAGAAACCGUUGCAUAUUCAUCAACUACUGAAGCUAAAAUAACCAUCCCUAAUAUUGAAACUAAAACAUCCACAUUUAUAAACGAAACCUUAAAACCCGAAACUAGUGCAGACACUACAGCCACUAUACCUACAAACAAAAUAAUAAUACCUAGUACAGACACCACCACUAUUUCAUUUACUACCAAUAUAAUCACUACUAUUACUGAUACAAAGAAACUUACACCUCUUACUGAUUCCUUUACAAAUGCAGCUAUUACAGAAACCGUUGCAAAUUCAUCAACUAUUGAAACUAAAACAACCACCCCAAUUAUAGAAACUACAACAUCCACAUUUAUAAACGAAACCUUAAAACCCGAAACAAGUGCAGAUACUACAGCCACUAUACCUACAAACAAAAUGACAAUACCUAGUACAGACACCACCACUAUUUCACCUACUACCAAUAUAAUCAAUACUAUUACUGAUACAAAGAAACUUACACCUCUUACUGAUUCCUUUACAAAUGCAGCUACUACAGAAACCGUUGCAGACUCAUCAACUACUAAAGCUAAAAUAAACAUUUCUAAUAUUGAAACUACAACAUCCACAUUUAUAAACGAUACCUUAAAAACUGAUACUAGUACCGAUACUACAGCCACUAUACCUACAAAUAAAAUAACAAUACCUAGUACCGACACCACCACUAUUUCACCUACUACCAAUAUAAUCACUACUAUUACUGAUACAAAGAAACUUACACCUCUUACUGAUUCCUUUACAAAUGCAGCUAUUACAGAAACCGUUGCAAAUUCAUCAACUAUUGAAACUAAAACAACCACCCCAAUUAUAGAAACUACAACAUCCACAUUUAUAAACGAAACCUUAAAACCCGAAACUAGUGCAGAUACUACAGCCACUAUACCUACAAUCAAAAUAACAAUACCUAGUACAGACACCACCACUAUUUUACCUACUACCAAUAUAAUCACUACUAUUACUGAUAAAAAGAAACCUAAACCUCCUACUGAUACCAUUACAUAUACAUCUACUACAGAAACCGUAUCAGACUCAUCAACUACUGAACCUAAAAUAACCAUCCCUAAUAUUGAAACUACAACAUCCACAUUUAUAAACGAUACCUUAAUAACCGAAUCUAGUACUGAUACUACAGCCACUAUACCUACAAAUAUAAUAACAAGACCUAGUACCGACACCACCACUAUUUCACCUACUACCAAUAUAAUCACUACUAUUACUGAUACAAAGAAACUUACACCUCUUACUGAUUCCUUUACAAAUGCAGCUACUACUCCAGAUUCAUCAACUAUUGAAGCUAAAACAACCACCUCAAAUAUUGAAACUGCAACAUCCACAUUUAUAAACGAUACAUUAAAAACCGUAACUAGUACCGAUACUACAGCCACUAUACCUAAUAAAAUAACAAUACCUAGUAUCGACACCAUCACUAUUUCACCUACUACCAAUAUAAUCACUACUAUUACUGAUACAAAGAAACCUUCACCUCUUACUGAUACCAUUACAUAUACAGCUAAUACAGAAACCGUUGCAAAUUCAUCAACUAUUGAAGCUAAAACAACCACCCCAAUUAUAGAAACUACAACAUCCACAUUUAUAAACGAAACCUUAAAACCCGAAACUAGUGCAGAUACUACAGCCACUAUACCUACAAAUAUAAUAACAAUACCUAGUACCGACACCACCACUAUUUCACUUACUACCAAUAUAAUCAAUACUAUUACUGAUACAAAGAAACCUACACCUCUUAAUGAUACCAUUACAUAUACAGCUACUACAGAAACCGUUGCAUACUCAUCAACUACUGAAGCUAAAAUAACCAUCCCUAAUAUUGAAACUACAACAUCCACAUUUAUAAACGAUACAUUAAAAACCGUAACUAGUACCGAUACUACAGCCACUAUACCUAAUAAAAUAACAAUACCUAGUAUCGACACCAUCACUAUUUCACCUACUACCAAUAUAAUCACUACUAUUACUGAUACAAAGAAACCUUCACCUCUUACUGAUACCAUUACAUAUACAGCUAAUACAGAAACCGUUGCAAAUUCAUCAACUAUUGAAGCUAAAACAACCACCCCAAUUAUAGAAACUACAACAUCCACAUUUAUAAACGAAACCUUAAAACCCGAAACUAGUGCAGAUACUACAGCCACUAUACCUACAAAUAUAAUAACAAUACCUAGUACCGACACCACCACUAUUUCACCUACUACCAAUAUAAUCAAUACUAUUACUGAUACAAAGAAACCUACACCUCUUAAUGAUACCAUUACAUAUACAGCUACUACAGAAACCGUUGCAUACUCAUCAACUACUGAAGCUAAAAUAACCAUCCCUAAUAUUGAAACUACAACAUCCACAUUUAUAAACGAUACAUUAAAAACCGUAACUAGUACCGAUACUACAGCCACUAUACCUCCAAAUAAAAUAACAAUACCUAGUAUCGACACCAUCACUAUUUCACCUACUACCAAUAUAAUCACUAUUAUUACUGAUACAAAGAAACCUACACCUCUUACUAAUACCAUUACAUAUACAGCUACUACAGAAACCGUUGCAGAUUCAUCAACUAUUGAAACUAAAACAACCACCCUAAUUAUUGAAACUUUAACAUCCACAUUUAUAAACGAAACCUUAAAACCCGAAACUAGUGCAGAUACUACAGCCACUAUACCUACAAUCAAAAUAACAAUACCUAGUACAGACACCACCACUAUUUCACCUACUACCAAUAUAAUCACUACUAUUACUGAUACAAAGAAACUUACACCUCUUACUGAUUCCUUUACAAAUGCAGCUAUUACAGAAACCGUUGCAAAUUCAUCAACUAUUGAAGCUAAAACAACCACCCCAAUUAUAGAAACUACAACAUCCACAUUUAUAAACGAAACCUUAAAACCCGAAACUAGUGCAGAUACUACAGGCACUAUACCUACAAUCAAAAUAACAAUACCUAGUACAGACACCACCACUAUUUCACCUACUACCAAUAUAAUCAAUACUAUUACUGAUACAAAGAAACCUACACCUCUUAAUGAUACCAUUACAUAUACAGCUACUACAGAAACCGUUGCAGACUCAUCAACUACUGAAGCUAAAAUAACCAUCCCUAAUAUUGAAACUACAACAUCCACAUUUAUAAACGAUACCUUAAUAACCGAAUCUAGUACUGAUACUAUAGCAACUAUACCUACAAAUAAAAUAACCAUACCUAGUACCGAUACCACCACUAUUUCCCCUACUACGAAUAUCAUCGCAAUCACUACUAUUAAUGAUACAAAUAAACCUACCUCUCGUACUGAUACCAUUACAAACACAGCUACAACAAAAACCAUUGCAGAUUCAUCAACUACUAAAGCUAAAAUAACCAUCCCUAAUAUUGAAAUUACAACAUCUACAUUUAUAAACGAUACCUCAAUAACCAAAUCUAGUACUGAUACUACAGCAACUACCCCUACAAAUAAAAUAACCAAACUUAGUACCUAUACCACCACUAUUUCCCCUACUACGAAUAUCAUCUCAAUCACUAGUAUUACUGAUACAAAGAAGCCUACACCUCUUACUGAUACGUUUACAAAUACAGCUACUACAGAAACCGUGGCAGACUUAUCAACUACUGAAGCUAAAAUAACCAUUCCUAAUAUUGAAACGACAACAUCCACAUUUAUAAACGAUACCUUACUAACCGAUACUACAGCAACUACACCUACAAAUAAAAUAACCAUACCUAUUACCGAUACCACCAUUAUUUCCCCUACUACGAAUAUCAUCUCAAUCACUACUAUUAUUGAUACAAUUAAACCUACAACUCUUACUGAUUCCAUUACAAAUACAGCUAUUACAGAAACCGUUGCAGAUUCAUCAACUAGUGAAGAUAAUACAACCAUCUCUAAUUUAACAGCCGCACGAACUUUUGUUGUGCCAACUAUCACAACUAUAAUGAAUAUAACAACAGCAGCACUUAUUACUGAUAUCGCACCAACUACACUAAAUCAUCAAACCCUAACAACCACAGCUACAACUAUAGCAACAAUACCUAGUAUGGAUGCCACUUCAACACUUCUUGUUACUCCUUUAAAUAUAAAACGACUGCAAGGUUGCUUAAUAAAGCAAGGCAAACUGAGGGAACAAUCACAAUCCUCAUUACCCAAAAAAAUUGAAUUUUAUAUGCGUAUAAAUGGAUCUAUUCUUUUGGAAAUUAGAAAAUAUUUAAUUAAUACCACUUGCAACUUGGAUAUAGUUGUGGCUAUUCUAGAAAAUUCGAUAAUAGAUAUUGUAACAAACCGAAGUUAUCGAGCCAACAAUUUAGAACUUGGGGUAGAGAAAUACAUUCGGUCAAAUGGAUUGACAAUCGGUAUAACACGAAUUAUCAAGUUUAAGAGAUAUUUUAUAUACAAGUUCGCUAUUAGAAAUGGUCCAGGAGGUCCAGCUACUCCUAUAAAACUUAAGGUAACAAACUCCCGAGGAAAGAAAAUUCUUGGAUUGAUUAAAUUUACAUCUCGUGCCCUUGUAGGAGAAUUUUUAAAUAUAAAUAAUACGCCUAGUAAUAUGAAGAAUCUUAAUAAUACAACAAUUAUGCCUGAUUCUGUAAACAAACCUACUAAAAAUAUCAUAAUAACUACUGAACCAAUUAUAGUAACAAGAGUCUUUAGUAAUAUUUCGAAAAACACUUCCUCAGAAACCAAAUAUACGAAUGAAAUCGCAAAUAUCACAUCUACUACAUCUACUAUUACAAUUGAAGCAACCAUAUUUAAUACUGUUUUGUUAAAUAACUCUGAUACAAAGACGUCCUCUUUAAAUACAGCUACCACAACAGACACACAAACUAAUAAUACAGCAAUCAUGUAUACAACUAAUAUAACCGUACCUAAACUUACUACUGAUACAACAGCAACCUCAUUUGAUAUUCAAACUACUACAUCCUCAUCUACUACUGACACUAAAACCACACCCACAAUCAAAUCAACCAUAUUUAGUACGGAUACGCCCAUUAUUUUACCGACUAUAAAUAUCAACGCAUUUACUAGUAUUACUGACGCAAGAGAAACUACACCUAUUACUGCCAUCACAAACAUACCUACUACUGAAACUGUAGCUCACACAUCAAAUACUGAGGCCUCAACAACCACUCCUACUAUUAAUACAAAAUCUACAUUUAUAAACAAUACCAUAACAACUGAACCUAAUACUGUUACUACUCAAACUACACCUAAUAUUAAAACUAAAUCAUCCACCACAUCUAAUGAUGAUACUAACACCACAGCUAUUACUUCUACUGAUAUAACAACAGCUCUAAUAAAUACUGAAAUAACAUCAAUCAUAAAUAUUACAGAUAUAUCAACACAUAUAACUGAUCCUUUGAAAAUCACAUAUACUACAAUAUCCACACCUACUACUGAAACAACAAAAAAUAUACUUUCUGAUGCAACAGCCAUUCUAACUACUGAUAUCAGGAUAAAUACUCCAACUACCGAUACUUUAACAACCAUAUUUUUAAAUGAUACGAGACCAGUUGUAUUUACUACUGAUAUAACAGGAACCAUACCUAACAUUGAUACCACAACUACUACACCUAAUAUUGAUAAUGUAACAUCUAUACCAAUUACCGAUGCCAUAAUCGCCUCACCAACUAUUGAUACAUCAAUCACAUCUAUAACUGAUAUAACCAGAUCACUAACUACUGAUACCACAGCAUCCUCAAUUGAUAUUCAAACCACACAAUCCCAAUAUACUACUGAUGCAAUCACAUCUACAAAUAUAACAACCAUACCUAAUACGGAUGCCACCACAAUUAAUUCUACUAUCAACAUCAUUGCUAUUACUACUGCUAUUGAUGCAAAUGAAACUAAACCCCUUACUAAUACUAUUGCACACACACCUACUAAAGAUGCCGUGGCAGACACAUCAUCUACUGUAAUAACCAAAACCAUCCCUAAUAUUGAAACUUCAACAUCCACAUUUAUAAACGAUACAACAACCGAACUUAAUACUCUUAAUACAGCAACUACACCUAAUAUUAAAACUACAACAUCUACCACAUCUACUGCUGAUACUAACAUAACCCCAGCUAUCAUUGUUGCUGAGAUAACAACAGUUCUACUGACUACUGAAAUCACGACAAUCAUAAAUACCACUGUUACUACACCUACAGAUAUUUCAAGGCAUAAGACUGAUACUAUUAAUAUCACAGAUACUAUUAAAACUAAUAUAUCCUUACCUACUAGUGAAACAACAAUAAACCCAUUUUCUGAUAUACCGGCAAUACAAACUACUGAUACCACUAUAAAUACGCCAACUGAUACCUUAACAACCAUAGUUGCUAACAAUACAAGGCCAAUUGUAUUUACUACUGAUAUAACAGCAACAAUACCUGGUAUUGAUACCACAACACCUAAUACUGAAAAUAUAACAUCUAUACUAAUUACCGAUAUCACAAUCGCCACCCCAACUAUUGGUACAGCAAUCACCCCUGUAACUAAUAUGACCGCACCCAGACUUAUUACUAAUACCACAGCAACCUUAUUUGAUAUUCAAACCACAACAUACACAUCUACUACUAUUGGCGCAACAACUACACCCCCAACUAAAAUAAGCAUAUCUAUUACGGAUACCACGAUAGCACCACUAGUUCAUACAUCAGCUAAAAAACUAUUGCAAGGUUGCUUAAUAAGACAAGGCAAUCUAAAAGAACAAGCACAAUCCUUAUUGCCCAAAAAAUAUGGAUUUAAUAUGCGUAAUAAAUCUUGUGAAUAUUGCAUAUAA
Gordionus sp. m RMFG-2023 is the source of this 7719-nucleotide messenger RNA. Its product is annotated as mucin-3A-like. Lineage: Eukaryota; Metazoa; Nematomorpha; Gordioida; Chordodea; Parachordodidae. The transcript has 5 exons. The record is from RefSeq and is a predicted model, not a curated record. Bases 1 to 7719 code for a protein of 2572 amino acids.